This is a messenger RNA of Parastagonospora nodorum SN15, 2118 nucleotides long. RefSeq lists its product as hypothetical. The record is from RefSeq and is a predicted model, not a curated record. The transcript has 2 exons. Bases 1 to 2118 code for a protein of 705 amino acids. Lineage: Eukaryota; Fungi; Ascomycota; Dothideomycetes; Pleosporales; Phaeosphaeriaceae.
AUGGAAAGCAACAUCACCCGCAUUGCUGCCGCCUCAGGUCGCUGCACAGACAGCCAUAACAAUUGCUCUGCGAGCCCGUUAGAUCCGCGAGCUAGACCGGACGAUGAGCUUAAUGACGAAACUGGUGAAGACGAUGACCAGUCAGAUUUUGACGACGCUUGCGACUUGCACAUUUUCCGAAAUAAGGUCGAUAUGGCCGAUCGCUACCAUGGACCAUCAUCUUUAUUCGCGCUGUGUGGCAAAUAUCGCACGCAAUUGCUCGGUGUAUACAAGGAGUCCGACUGCGAUAAUCACAUGCAUAGCUUACUACACAAUCUAUGCGAAGCUGCCGGCGCCCUGGAGCCUUUCCCUUUCCACAGCGAUCCACUCCUUGGUCAACUCAUUCCAAAGCAGCAAGCUGUCAUAGCCGUUGGCCACUUCCUGCAGCAUCUUGACGUUAGGACGGACAUCUUCUCAGAAGCAAGCCUUCUUGCCAAUCUCGAACGCAUUUAUUCACAACGACCAGAGCCUGGUGAUGAUGCAUGGGCAAUAUGUUUCAGAGCCAUCGCUCUUCUUGUGCUGGGAAUGGAGCUCUCGGCUCAAGCGAAGACUGCUCUGUUUGGUGAUUUUGCGCGCUCCUUCCUCCCUAAUCGUGCCGCGCUAGUAAACUCAUCUUUACUGAGCACUCCGAGGUUGAUCAACGUGCAGGCUCUAAUACUGUUGAGCGUUGCUAUGAAGCAGUUUGAUCCACCUGGAUGGGCAGAUGUGAUCUUCACUCAUGCCUGCAUGCUCGCGAGAACCAUGGGUAUUCAUCACGUUCGACUUUCACUUGCUGAAGCUUCUGCGGAAGAGAAGCUUGAGCGCGCGAAAGUUCUUCGGUCUCUGUACGUUCAAGACAAGAGCUUGUGUAUUACAAGCGGAACUGUUUCUUGGUUACCGACCCACGACUGCAAGCUUGCUUCUCAACUGAGAGCGGCUGUAGAGCGUCAAGCUCCGUACUCUGACCGCAUCCGACUUUCAAUGAUUCAAGAUGAUGUUUACAAAUUAACGCACGCCACGCGUCGACGGAAAUCAGGCCCGAGCAACAAGUCACAAAACCAAGUGAAGUUCGUGGAACAAAAGUUAAGCGAUUAUGCAAAUGCGGUCGGCCUAUUCGACCAGGAACCGCCCUACUCCGCACACCGUACCUUGAUCAUCCUUGAAUUCUUGGCGACCCGCAUAAUUGCUCUGCAACACGGUCUAGGGCUAGACUAUGCGGCACAAGUUCGGCGUGAUGCAAAAGCGAGCUGCUUGUUACUCUUGAUUGCUCACGGCGAAACCGAUCCUGAGUCAGUCCAAGCCUUCCAGAGCCUGAUGGCCCCAGGCGCCCCUCCUGUCAAGACGAAUGACACUACCGUCGUCAACAACGACACAAUCCCAUUUGGAAGUCUCUUCGAUUCAUUCUCAGUCCCGGCAUUCUUCGUGUUGCUGGAAGAUUGUCUUCACGCUAUGAAAGAACCGGGAGCUCCUCCAGCUCCCGCUGAACUUGACCAUCGAGCUCUUUUACAAAAGGUGUCCGAUUGCUACAAUCUCCGUACAGGACAUUUGCAGUCAAACAAUUACCAUCGCAAGGUGUCCAGGAUCUUCGAGCAGCUUCUGAAUCUCAUGAAACUGCACGACAAGACUCAACAAAAUCCAUUGGAAGCGACAGCCCCGGUAGUGCCGGUGGCGGAGAUGCUCCCACUACAUUUAAUGUCAACCAUGCCACCUUAUCAAGCCGAUCUCAACGCUUUUUCGAACUGCUCUAUGCCGCCGGUACAGGGGCAAUUGUCCGCCUUCCUCCCGACGCCGUCGCCAAGUACGUCCAUGUCUUGGGACAAUUGGCUGACGAUGCCUCCUGGGCCAGGCCUCACAACAUCAAUAGACGGCUCAAACUCGGGGAAUCUUCAAGGGCCAGACACGGAUCUACUAGCCGAGAUGUUGGGUACAUCUCAUUCACAGCCUUCCCGGUGGUCAGUGUCAGGAUCAGAAUCCACUAGCUUACGGAAACGAAGAAGGACGCAUGAAGAGUCGGCCGAGGAACUGGAUGGAGAAGUUCCGAGCCCGUUGUCGGAUUUCCUUAUCUCGGGUCAAGAGAUUCCGUUUCAUCUAAUAUCGUAA